Seminavis robusta is the source of this 1914-nucleotide messenger RNA. The record is from the annotation of a GenBank genome assembly. Lineage: Eukaryota; Bacillariophyta; Bacillariophyceae; Naviculales; Naviculaceae.
GAAAUUUGUGUUCGUGACUCGACUCGUCACUCGAAGUAGAAGAACACACGACUGAGGCCCCCGCAAUCGAGCCGUUGUUGACCUCCUCACAAAACGCAGCCUUCAUCUCGAAAACUGUCACAAAACAAAGCCACCAUCUCGAAAACUCAGCUCAAGUACUUUCUUUCCUUCAAAGCAUCAAGACGACAUGAGUCUCAAGUUGAUUACCUCCUUUGCCAGCAUCUUGGCGUUGCUGGCAGUUCCAGUUUCUUCCAGCUUUCUCGAAAACUCUAUCAUCGGAGACUUUCGUUCUGUGAGCGAAAUGAGCCCUCAAGUUGUCCUCAAAUUCAUUGGUGACUGCGCUGGCAAGACGAUCGACACGUCGUCGUGUCUGGUCUCCACAGUCGUUACCAACACCUUUGGCAACGAGAGAUGGGGAGACCGUUGCGCGCCAUUUGAACAAUCCCAGGCAAUCGAUUUGGCGACCCAAGCUUAUCUUUCUUGCGGAGGUGGAGACACGACCGCACACACCGACUUGAUCACUGUGCUGUCGGACAAUCUGUGCUUUUCCAAGCUCUGCGAAGCCGAUUCUCAUCUCGACGUUGAGUCGACAUGGAUGCGGACAUGCGCCAACGUCCAUCUUCCGUACUCCAAGCCCCGCAUGGAUGGCAUGUUUGCCAUCAUGCCCGAUGAAGACGACGUCAUUCUAUCUUGCAUGCUUCACGAAGCGAUGUCGUCGCCUCCAUCCGACUUUGGUUUUGUCAAUCCUUCCGAAACGUCCGUUGCAAAAUGUUACCCACCUGGAUACCCCGCUCUCGACGCACUUUGCGCCAACAUUUUGGCACCCGAACUGUACAGCCGCUGCUCUUCGGCUGUUGCAGAAUCCAAUACAAUGUUUUCUAUGAUCACUGCCUUGGUCGCCAACCCAGACGACAUCACGGAAGACUUUUGCAGUUCCAUGAAUAUGAUCGCCGCGCCGAACAAUUUGGAGUGCUUGGUCCCUCUUUGCAACUACACUGCUCCAACGUCAAGCCCAUCGGCCACGCCUUCAUUCGAGCCGUCGGCGCAACCGUCUCAAGCUCCCAGCCAUGCCCCGAUCUCCUUGCCCAGUGGAUCGCCUUCCACCGAUCCGAGUUCAGCACCGUCCUCCAGACCGAGCGUUGCUCCAAGCGUCGCUCCAAACAUCGCCCCGACAUCUGCUCCUGUGACAGCCCCACCCACACAUGUGCAGGCGCAAGCGAACGUUGAGACAGAGAUACAGUCCGAGUUUACUCUUGUUGGAAUCAACGACGUGGACGUUGGAGAUUCGGACCUGGACGCCUUCUUGAGAGUCUUGUCGACUGCUGUUCAAUCCGUGGGAGCCGAUGCAGUUGAUGGCACCAUGACGGUGGAAAUCGUCGUCAUUGGAGGCAUUCAGACUCGGAAACGACGGCGACGACACCUCCAAGACGGAGAGGAAACGUUGGAUGUUCAAUUCCGAGCCACUGUAACGAGCGAGUGCUUUACCAACAACUGCGCCAAUGGUUCGUUUUCCACAAGAGUUGCCCAGAAAUUCCGGGGUGCCUUGGUUUCUUCCAUCAACAAUGGAUCGUUGGCUGCGAAAAUCAACCAAGAAGCUGAGAGCAACAAUGUGGAUGCUUUGACUUCCGUUACAGUCGAGAGAAAGGCCUUGAGCUAUUUCACUUUCACCGGCAAGGUCUUGACGGAUGACACUUCUGCCGGCCAUACCACUCGCAAGCUGGUCUCGAUCCCCAUGUUUGCAGUGUCCUUGCUGUCCCUGUUCAACCUCGACAUCUAACUCGACUUGGAAAAGCUUGAGUGGUUUCGGUGUGGAAAGAUAAAAAUAAAGUGGGCCUCUCACCAUCAACGCCCAAUCCCUUGCAGGGACCAACAAGAGAGGAAGUUUCUAACAUUAAUCGACUUCAAAUUGUCUAC